AUGGCGUCUCCAGCCGUCGUGUUCAGGAACUCGAUUUUUCUCUGCGCGGUGCUGUCGGUGGCGAAGGCGCUGUCGAUCCAGGCGCACCCGGACCGGGACCUCGCCGCGGCGCUGCACGCGCUGCGCCUGGCCACGUACCGCGACGCCAACCACAAGCCCGAGAUGGCCGUCGCCGUCACCGACUUCCACGCGCUCUGCGGCUUCGCCACCACGCAGGAGCUCAAGGAAGUAUUGAGGACUGUACCUGAGGUUCAGGAAUUAGUUGGCAAAGAAGAAUCUAGGAAGCUUUUGAGUGUCAAAGGGCAGGAUGGGGGGAUUGGCGUGAGGUCGUAUCUGAAAUCUGCUUUCACCAAGUUAAUAACAGCUAGAAGUUUAACAACGAAGGAGCAACUUGUUUUAUCAUUGGAGAAGCAGUACCCAGGAGAUGUUGGUGUACUGGCAGCGUUCUUCCUAAAUUUUGUUAAGCUCAAUCCUGGUGAAGCACUUUAUGUUGGUGCGAAUGAACCUCAUGCAUAUCUCUCAGGGGAGUGCAUUGAAUGUAUGGCCACUUCAGACAACGUGAAGCACUUGUGA
Molecule: messenger RNA, 573 nt
Organism: Sorghum bicolor (sorghum)
Lineage: Eukaryota; Viridiplantae; Streptophyta; Magnoliopsida; Poales; Poaceae
Product: mannose-6-phosphate isomerase 1
Exons: 4
Coding region: 1-573 (190 amino acids)
Biological process (GO): carbohydrate metabolic process; GDP-mannose biosynthetic process
Cellular component (GO): cytosol
Molecular function (GO): mannose-6-phosphate isomerase activity; zinc ion binding
Source: RefSeq, a predicted model, not a curated record